UAAUAAAAGCCUAUCAAUUCCUUCAAUUUUCAGAUGUAAUCCCAAAAAUAACUAACAACAGAAACUAUGUUUCAGUUGUUUGGUUACUUUUCCUUCCUCUCUUUCUUCCUUUUCCUCUGUUUUCUCCCACGUCUUUGUUUUCCCGCCAGAAUCACACCAGGGCAGGUAACUGUCAUAAAGACCGAUGAUCACCACGUUACGUGGCUUAAUUUUACUCGCUUUAAGGAUGCCGGGAAAGGUAGCCACGUUAGCGGCAUGUCGGAACUCAAGAAAUACUUCCAACGGUUCGGCUACCUAUCGAUUCCGGACAACCAAAACGACAGCUUCACUGACGUUUUCGAUGCUCAAUUAGAAUCAGCUAUAAUUUUGUACCAAAGGAAGUUCGGGUUGCCGGUAUCCGGAAAGCUCGAUUCCGAAACGAUAUCGACGAUCAUGUCACCGAGGUGCGGAGUUUCGGACACCGGUCCUGAACUCCAUGCUACCAAACACUUUGCCUAUUUUUACGGAAGGCCAAGAUGGGACCGUGGUUCGCCUAUGACUUUAACGUACGCUUUCUCACCUUCGAACAUGAUCGAUUACAUAAGCUUACCAAGAAUCAGAGCAGUGUUUCAACGCUCGUUUUCGAGGUGGGCUUCGGUGAUUCCGGUGAUCUUCACCGAGAUAGACGAUUACGGAUCGGCCAAUAUCAAGAUCGGAUUCUUCAGCGGCGACCACGGCGACGGGGAACCGUUCGAUGGGGUUUUAGGAGUGUUAGCUCACGCUUUUUCGCCAGAGAACGGGAGGCUCCACCUGGAUGAAGCAGAAACGUGGGCCGUUGAUAUCGGGAAAGAGAAAUCAAAGUCGGCCGUUGACUUGGAAUCAGUGGCGACGCAUGAGAUUGGUCAUAUACUCGGCUUGGCCCAUAGCUCGGUGAAGGAAGCCGUGACGUAUCCUAGCUUGAGGCCUCGGAGUAAAAAAGUGGACCUUAAGCUUGACGAUGUGGAAGGUGUUCAAGCGUUGUAUGGAUCGAAUCCCAACUUCAAAUACAGCCCUUUGUUGGAGUCUGAAUAUUCUACUAACAAAGCAAUUGGCUUGCAGUGUACAACAUGUAGCUGCACAUUCUCAUGGCUAGUGCUACUUUUCUCUCUUCUUUUCAUCGUUACAUAA
Hibiscus syriacus is the source of this 1146-nucleotide messenger RNA. RefSeq names its product metalloendoproteinase 4-MMP-like. Bases 67 to 1146 code for a protein of 359 amino acids. Gene Ontology annotation, molecular function: zinc ion binding; metalloendopeptidase activity. The transcript has a single exon. Gene Ontology annotation, cellular component: extracellular matrix. Gene Ontology annotation, biological process: collagen catabolic process; extracellular matrix organization; proteolysis. Lineage: Eukaryota; Viridiplantae; Streptophyta; Magnoliopsida; Malvales; Malvaceae. The record is from RefSeq and is a predicted model, not a curated record.